Colletotrichum spaethianum is the source of this 1599-nucleotide messenger RNA. RefSeq lists its product as uncharacterized. Lineage: Eukaryota; Fungi; Ascomycota; Sordariomycetes; Glomerellales; Glomerellaceae. The coding region runs from base 1 to 1599 and encodes 532 amino acids. The transcript has a single exon. The record is from RefSeq and is a predicted model, not a curated record.
AUGUCGCCGGAAGACAUACGGCUUCUCCGUGAGCUCGCCGGACGGUACGGGUCUGGGAGCUUGGAGAACACCCUCCGGAGCCUCGGCAGCACCCACACACCCCUCCGGCCGCCGCCCCAGCAUCACCAGCAGCAACAACACGUGAGCGCGACCGCGCGGCACUCGAACUUCUCCACGUCGACGUUCGGCAGCAACCACACCGCGCCGUCGCUGACGAGCUCCGGCCCCUGGAGCAGCUCUGACGCCUCGGUCUGCGGCUCCGACGCCGCCUCCCUGGCCGGGAGCCUCUAUGGCGGGCAGCAAGCCCAGAGCACCUGGAACGACGCCAACGACGUCCCUUUCCUUCUCUCGCCCUCGCUGACGCCCUCCAUCUCGGGCUCCGAGUGGCAGGACCUCCACAUCAACGAGCACCUCACUUCCCCGUCCCGCGACAAGCAGGUCACCGCCGUCAAGUCCCCGUGCCGACGCAAGCCCAUCGAGUGCCCCAUGUGCGCCGUCUACGACGUCUACGUCGGCUUCGGCAGGAAGAGCGACUUCAAGAAGCACCUCCAGAACUUCCACAACACAGACUGCCUCUGGGCCUGCCCGCAGCGGGGCUGCCGCAUGGUCUUCGACUUUGAAAAGGCCUACGUCACCCACUUCAAGAUCGACCACAGCGACGUCCACCCGCCGCCGGAACAGGUCAAGGUCGAGCUGUGCACGCAGGUCGUCUUCGCCUGCGGCUUCCUCGGGUGCAAGGAGGUCAUCGAGGCCUCGGACGACGGCGCCGCCGCCGCGGCCGCCGACAGGUUCUUCGACCACCUCGCCGGGCACUUUGACAAGCGCAGCGCCGCCUCGUCCGAGUGGACCUUUUACCACCAGAUGCAGAACCUCCUGCGCCAGCGCGCCCUCAAGGACGACUGGAAGCACACCCUCUGGGACAAGGCGGCGCGCAACCAGCUGCGCUGGCAGCCGCGCUCCUCGGGCGACCUCAAGAAGCUCCUCGAGUGCCGCCACCUCGCCGACGUCCCCAGGGUCCUCCACGCCGCCUGGACGCUGGGCCAGACCUCCUUCUCGUCCCCCGAGCAGCCGGCCCCGGACUUCCCCGGCAAGGCCACCCGGCCCCUCCGCCACCAGUGCCCGCUGUCCAUUACCGGCCACAACGAGCUGCACCGCGGCUCCUUUGGCCAGCGCCAGCCCGUCUUCCACACCACGCUGGCCACCGUCUCGCACCCGCCGCCGCGCACCGCCCCCGACGAGCCCGACUCCCUCGCCUACCCGCAUCCCGGCACGCCCCUCGUCCUCCCCGAGCGCGACGCCUGGUCCACCGACGUCGUCCUUGGCCCCCGCGAGAAUGAGUUCUUCGACGACCCCAUGCUGUACGCGGGCGGCGGUAACCCGAGCCACAUCAGCCCUUGGGCCGGCGCCCACUCACUGGGCGGUCUGGAGCAGCACGCACAGGACGACCAUGAGCCUUUUGGGACGUUCCUUACAGUCCCCCCGCACUCAAAGCGGCCUGGCUCGUGGGCGAUGAAGAGCAUCGAGAACCUCCGUCUCAAGCGCCGAGGUCGGCCCUCGCCCGUCGAGGAGAAGGCAACCGUCCACCCCGCGUGGAUCUAG